Messenger RNA from Pelodiscus sinensis (Chinese soft-shelled turtle), 1042 nucleotides. RefSeq names its product tektin bundle interacting protein 1 (gene TEKTIP1). The record is from RefSeq and is a predicted model, not a curated record. NCBI's taxonomy places the organism in Eukaryota, Metazoa, Chordata, Testudines, Trionychidae.
AGCCGGGCCAGACACACGGGGGUGGACUGAGCGAGUCUGCCCCAGCCGGGUGAGGUGUGACGCCCCAGCCUGGGGCGGGCUGCUUGAGUGAAAAGCAGCCAGCAAGGGUCUCUGCGGGGGCGGGGGCUGCUGCUCCCAGCUGCCACCGCUGAGAUGGGUGACUGGAUUAAACCCUCUUUUCUCUGCCACGGGUGCAUGGAGAAGGCCUUUGCAAACCCCGUUGUUCUCCUGCAAGGGCUGGUCCCGAAUCUCGCCCCCAGGGAGGCAGCCCUGUGCCUGCAGCCUGAGAGUCUCUGCUCCUGCUUUGCCCGCCUGCCUGGUUGCUAGGGCUGGUUGUCAGGCUUUGUGUUGGGCAACAGUGGCCCAGCAGGACAGCUGGCCCACAGGGAGUCGCAGAGCCCGGCAGGGGUGGCGUGGCCCGCAGGAGGUGGGCACGGAGGGCAUGGACUUGGAGGCCGACCGACCAUACGUCCCUCAGGGGACACUGGAGACCGACUUCCCAACCCCCUUGUACAGUGAUGAGUUCCUCUCACUGCGUGGGCCCCGCAAUGCCCCCAUCCUCAAGCAGGCCGUGCGCUGGAAGUGCACCCCCAUGGGGCGAGACGCCAUCCCCCAGACCUGGUACACCGGGCUGACCAACAGCGACAACCGAGACGCCUGGUACACGCUCACCCACGGCAUCAGCCGCGCGGCCUAUCACCGCUGGUUCCAGGACCACGCCAGGAGGGAGCGGAAGACCUUGCCCCCUGCCUACGCUCAGCACCUGCGGGAGGCCUCGUGGUACGACCCAGUGGUCCCUGCCCAGUACUUGGAGCCCAGCACCAGGUGGGGGGCCUUCCUGUGGCGCGACAAGCCCAUCCUGGGAAAGGAGUUCGUUGUCAACCGCAACCGCUGCAGCACGGAGCUGAGGGGCCGCGCUGGCUACGUGCCCGGCUUGGCUGCCCACCUGCCGCCCUUCACCACCAGGGACCUGCGCACCUGGGCGGGACAGAAGAGACUCGUGGACCCUCCACCCCCCCAGUGGGUUCCCCCAGAGCAGUAG